UCGGAGAGGGGCGGCUCUGUGUCAGGUGACCGAAAUUCGCGUAGGAGGGAUCAGAGGUCCCGGCCGACCCACUGACUGGGCGGACUGACCCGCGGAGCAGCCGACUGACGGAGAGCCUGGGGCAGCCUCGGCGGCGUUAGCUGAGCAGCGGCAGACUCUGGAGCUUCAACUUGGCCUUGCUCUUCAUUGUGACCAGCCCCUCUCCCUGGCCAUGAAUGUAGUUGGUACUGGAUCUCUGUUGGUUGAAUGCAUAAAUAGAUGAGUAGUGAGUUUGCUUUGCACUCACUCCAAAGAACACAAAAGUUACAGCAUUGCACAAAGAAUUUGAGGGAAGACAAAGACCAGGUCGCUGUGUUACGUCAUAAGACCACCUUAGCACCCCUGUAGGAGGCAUGACAACGUGACUUUUCAGGAUUUUUCCUGGGGAGAACCUUCACUCAAGAGUUUGCUGACAGCCAAGGAUGGCGAGCAAGGGGCCAUCGGCCUCUGCGUCCCCUGAAAACUCCAGUGCAGGAGGGCCCAGCGGCAGCAGCAAUGGUGCUGGCGAGAGUGGAGGGCAAGACAGCACCUUUGAGUGCAACAUCUGUCUGGACACAGCCAAGGACGCCGUCAUCAGCCUGUGCGGCCACCUCUUCUGUUGGCCGUGUUUACAUCAGUGGUUGGAGACCAGACCUAACAGACAGGUGUGUCCAGUUUGCAAAGCCGGGAUCAGCCGGGAUAAGGUCAUCCCACUCUAUGGCAGGGGCAGCACUGGGCAGCAGGACCCCAGAGAGAAGACCCCUCCCCGUCCUCAAGGACAGAGGCCAGAGCCGGAAAACAGAGGGGGAUUUCAAGGAUUUGGAUUUGGAGAUGGCGGCUUCCAGAUGUCUUUCGGAAUUGGGGCAUUUCCGUUUGGGAUAUUUGCCACAGCAUUUAAUAUAAACGAUGGGCGGCCUCCUCCAGCUGUCCCCGGAACGCCCCAGUACGUGGACGAGCAGUUCCUGUCACGCCUCUUCCUGUUUGUGGCCCUGGUGAUCAUGUUCUGGCUGUUAAUUGCCUAAUACUGGGCUCCCGGCCUACAUCCAUGGCAGGACCUCUGGACUGGUGACACCCCACUCUUGAUGUUUGGUUUCCUGGCUAAUCCUGACCCAUGGAAUCAGUGGGAUCAAUAACACAUCAUGGAGUCUUGCUUCUCCAUCUGAGCUUUGGGGCUCAAGACCAGCUGUCUAGGACCCUGGAAUAUGGCCACUGCCAUAAACACCUUGCUAUAACCUUAGGCCCUGGCGUUGAGUCAUCUUAUGGUUACACCAUGAAAUCCUAUUCCAGCCAGCUCAGCAGAUCCUGACUCUGCACAGAGAAGCGGCAGGAAGAGAGAAACUUUCAGUACAAUUUCACCUGAGUUUAAUCUUAUAAAAACUAAGGGAUGAACCAAAUGGGACUUAUGGAAACUUUCUUUCAUCUUUAAAUACCCCUUGGUAAGUAGCCUCCAAAGUCAUUGGGGCUCCUCAUGCAGAGAGGUUCCCCUUCCAGAUCCCAGUGCUGCUCUGUCCUAGUUCUUCUCGUUUCUCCUCCCCCUACCCCUUCUCCUCAGCAAAGAUGCGAGAAAUUGCUGUCCUAUAAAGAUGAUGAUUGCAGCAGCUGAAGCUGGAGUCGCUUCAUGAAUUCAUCAGAGACCCAAAGAUCUUUUAUUGGCUCUGGGCUAUACUCAGUUAUACUUCGGCCCCAGAGAGUGGCUUGAAUGACCUCCUUGUUUCCUGGCAUAGAUGAUCUCUGGAGACAUGUGGCUUCACUCACAGAUUUCCCAUCAGUUUUCCCCUCCAAACUAUGGACAUUUGCCUCUCUGCCAGAGGGCACACAGCCUAGACUACUGCUGAAGCCAGGACUGAUUGUGGUGCAUUAGGAAAGACCUGCAUCCGGGACUCUGGUAGGAUUCAGAGCUCUGAUGCAGGCGCAACCACAUAAGCAUCUCUGGCCCCAAGGAUGCAGAAGCUCCGCGUACAUCUUCCCCAAGACCCGCCAAAAGGAACCUGGGGGCUUUGUCAAGGCAGCCCAGGUGCAUGUUGAAGACCACCGUCCUCAGAAGCCAAACUGUCCUCCAUGAAGAGGCAGGGAAGGGGGGAGACCAAAAUUUUGAUGUGGCCUGAUGGGCUCCCCUGAAAACUCCUUGUAUGUGUGCUAAAACCAGGGAAGCAUGUGACUCCAGAGCAGGCGACCCCUGAUGUUUUGUAAAGCCGGGCAGUGGGCCUGGGAGCCUCAGCGCAGUGAUAUGAUGUGGUCUUCCUGUGGAAAUCAUUCUUACCAAGCCCUUGAUUUGUUUUUUGACUUCACAAGCUUUUUCCUCCAAAUCUUAUUGAGGGAGUGUGGUGCCAGGCAGGAAGAUAGUUCACUUGGUGGAAUGGCUCUCACUCUGCCUGUCAGGCCUCUUCCUAGAAAUCCAGCCUCUCCCAAGAGACCCCGAGAGUGGGAAGAGAUGAACUUCCUAUGGGGCCUCAUUUCGCUAGUCCACACUGUUUCUGGCUCACCCUCAGCAAUAAGCCAACAAGUGGUAGAAAGCCCCACCUAGCAUUUUUUUCCUGAUACGGCUCUGCAUAGCGUGUGGAAACCAUGACCUUGUUGUCCAAGAUGAGGGAAGCCCCUCUCCAUUACCCCCCAUUUUUUUCCCCUUGUACCCGUCAAUGCCAGAGAGUUCAGUGUUUAAACAGACAAAAUGUAAGUAUUGAAUAGGUGGUUCGUUUGCCGAAUCGAUUUGGUAGGAAUAAACCACCAGCUUUACAAUAUGCCUGAUAAGAUUUUAAACAUUCUUGGAGGCACCCAUUCAAGAGUGCUGUUUUUAUCACCUGGAAAUCCUCAAAGUUGGAGGGGGUCCCUGGAGUUUGUCAGCUAGAGGAUUGGUGGGAUCCCUCAGUGCAGUGGCUCCACCUAGUGGUGGGAGAGAAGACUUCAGUCAGAUAGGCCCAACAGAAAUGGGUUUCCAGAAGAUUAAAGGAGGGUUGCAGGUAGGAAGACAGAUCACUUGGACUCUAAAACGGAGUGAGCCCAGGAGAGCUCCCCCAGCAAAGGAGUCCCAGGAAGCUGUUAGCAAAGCCAUGUUGGCCAUGUGCCCGUUGAUUUUGAACCUUACAAGUCUCGACUCACCCUCUGCCAGGAGCUGGGGCAGGAGAACCAACUUGGGAUUGCUCACCCAGACUUGAUAGGGAGCCCCCUUCCCACUAGCCCUCUGCAGGCUCACCACCUCUCCCCUUGGCCAAGGCAGUUUUCCUUUCUUUUGUGUGUGUUUUUUAUGUUCUUGGCCUCCGCUCCCCUCCUACCACUUUUGUGGAUUAGGACCAGGUCCCAACCACAGUCAGAAAAUGUCACCAUGUACAGUGGCACUACCUUAACCAGUCACUAAUUUUCACUGUUGUGAAAGUGAUUUGAUUUAGAAUUAAAUGGUUUUACAUUACUAUGA
This is a messenger RNA of Hipposideros armiger (great roundleaf bat), 3427 nucleotides long. It is a transcript of the gene RNF185, whose product is annotated as ring finger protein 185. The record is from RefSeq and is a predicted model, not a curated record. Gene Ontology annotation, molecular function: ubiquitin protein ligase activity; metal ion binding. Gene Ontology annotation, biological process: ubiquitin-dependent protein catabolic process. Gene Ontology annotation, cellular component: endoplasmic reticulum. The transcript has 9 exons. Bases 462 to 1040 code for a protein of 192 amino acids. NCBI's taxonomy places the organism in Eukaryota, Metazoa, Chordata, Mammalia, Chiroptera, Hipposideridae.